AUGUCAAGCCCUAGUAAACCUCAAGAAAACGUAAAAGAAAGCGGGCAACCCGCGCAGGACAAGGCGUUCACCCCGCCACCAGCAUACGUAAACACCCCACCCCGCCCGGCGACUGAGAUGGAGCGAAACAGACCUGGCUUUGUCGUCAUCUCCAGAGAUGAGGAUAGAGGACGGGAAGUGGGUGGGAGCAGUAGCGGGGCUAGUAGCGAUACUGCUGUCAAUAUGUCCAACGAGAACCAAGGGUUACCCAAAGACCAAAGCCAACAAGGCCCGACCAAGUACGAACAAUGGUACCCCGGCGAUGCGUCCCAUAACGGUCGUCCGGCCUGUUGGAACAGAGUCUUUUGCUGUGGUUAUGGGCUGGGAUGUUUGCUUUGCCCUUGUGGAAGCUGGAGCUGUAAGCAGGAAAGAAGUUGAAAUUGUUGAAUCGAAUUGGAAGC
Messenger RNA from Cryptococcus amylolentus CBS 6039, 440 nucleotides. RefSeq lists its product as hypothetical. Lineage: Eukaryota; Fungi; Basidiomycota; Tremellomycetes; Tremellales; Cryptococcaceae. The transcript has 3 exons. The record is from RefSeq and is a predicted model, not a curated record. Bases 1 to 417 code for a protein of 138 amino acids.